Messenger RNA from Diutina rugosa, 891 nucleotides. RefSeq lists its product as uncharacterized. The transcript has a single exon. The record is from RefSeq and is a predicted model, not a curated record. Lineage: Eukaryota; Fungi; Ascomycota; Pichiomycetes; Serinales; Debaryomycetaceae. Bases 1 to 891 code for a protein of 296 amino acids.
AUGCCCAGUGCUUUGCCCCACAAGUGCCACGACGACAUUGCCGACACCGGCUUCUGCGUUAUUCGCAACUUCUUGACUCCGGAAGAAGUCACCAAGUAUAAGGUAGCGGCGCAAAAAGUGAUUGACUACGCCCGUGAGGGCAAAUGGCCCGACGUCAGAACUCGGGGGAAGCAGUUCCCUCCCUGGCCCAAGAACUUCUCCCCUGAUAUCUGGGGGGUGUCGGGGUUGUUGCACCCUGAUUUGGGGGAGAACGGCGAGCUCUCAAAGCCGUUCCACGACUUGUACGCUUGUGACAAGAUCCUCGACGUCGCCAGUGACAUCUUACAACAGCCUCACGACAAGUUGCUGAUGGAAUUGUUCAAUAUGUUGAUCAACCCGUUGACCGACUUUGGCUUGGACUGGCACCGUGACACCAUCAAGCCCGAAGUCCUGCCCGAGGAAGAGGCGGAGCAAUUGUUACAAGACCCUUACGCCGGUACUCAGUUCAACUUGGCGUUGACGGAAGACCCCUGCCUCAUCGUCAUCCCCGGUUCCCACAAGCGGGUGCGGACGGAAGAAGAACGGGAAAAGACGUCCAACGAUAACCGAAAGGAAUUCAUCACCGGCCAAAUCACGGUUCAAUUGCACCCCGGUGACAUUGUCUUCUACAACAACAACAUCUUGCAUCGGGCUGAGUACCAAGCCAAGAAUGAGCGGAUCACCGUGCACGGCUCGUAUGGGCUGGUCGACCACGGCAAACUGAGAGCCAAGGGGGUGUUGCAACACGGCGUCGCCAAGUGGUUGCCACGCUUGGAACUGGACAAUGAGAACUUGAACAUGUUGAAGGGUAAAUUGGAGGCGUUGGCGAAGGAGUUUGAAGGCGUCGAUUUGGGGUACGCUUUGGACGGUUAA